GAGGAUCUUAUCUGCAACACUGUGUGUCCCCUUAGCUGUUAAUAAGUGAAAAGAAGAGAGUGCGUGGAAAAUGCUAGGCCUUUCUGUUGCUUCGCCUUCUUCGUCAACCAUUUCAUUUCUUCCAAAACCAUUACCAUUUAAAUCUUCCUUCAAUGGCAUUCAGCUCCGUCACCCAUCAAUAUGCUCCAUUCCACCCACGAAACGCACCGCUUCAGUGUCAGUGGUGAUGAUGGCUAAGAGAGAACAGGAAAUGAAAGAAAUUAGAGAAAAAACCACUGAACAAAUCAACGACGAGGUUAUCGACCUUAAGGGCGAGCUUUUAAUGCUUCGCCUUCAGCAAUCGGCUCGUAACGAGUUCAAGCCCAGCGAAUUCCGUCGCAUGCGCAAGAUGAUUGCUCGCAUGCUUACUGUGAAGCGGGAAAGAGAGAUUGAGGAGGGUAUCGGUAAGAGAAUGUCCAGAAAGCUUGAUAAAAAAUGGAAGAGAAGCAUUGUUGUAAGACCACCUCCGUCUCUAAAGAAGCUUCGGGAGGAAGAAGCAGCUGCAGAAGCCGCUGAAGCUGCAAAAGCUGAAAAAGCUAACACAUAAAAUUUGAACUUACGGAGUUUCGUGGUUUAAAUUAUUGUUCAAGCAUAAUUUUCUUGUUUUGGUGGAUGUUGUUAUCUCGUGUAUAAUAUUUCGUUGGCAGUAAUCUAUGUUUCAUUUUGCCGUAAGGUUCUGUGCCUUGUAUUUUGUAAGAAAAGAGACAUGGUUAUCAAAAUUAUGAUUUGUAUCGUUCAAAUUCGGCAAAACAUUUUUUUUUUA
This is a messenger RNA of Gastrolobium bilobum, 802 nucleotides long. Its product is annotated as large ribosomal subunit protein uL29c. The record is from RefSeq and is a predicted model, not a curated record. Gene Ontology annotation, biological process: translation. NCBI's taxonomy places the organism in Eukaryota, Viridiplantae, Streptophyta, Magnoliopsida, Fabales, Fabaceae. Gene Ontology annotation, molecular function: structural constituent of ribosome. Gene Ontology annotation, cellular component: ribosome; chloroplast. Bases 71 to 586 code for a protein of 171 amino acids. The transcript is spliced from 2 exons.